UGCUGCUGCUGCUGCUGCUGCUGGUCUCAGCCGCCGCCGCCGCCGACGACGUCUCGGCGUCGGUGCUGGAGGUCGAACCCGCGGAAGCCGAGGUUACGCCGGACGGGCCGGCUGAUCCCGACAGGCUGUUCGAAGGCGCGGCUGAGGAGGCGGGGACGGAGUUGCUCGCCGUCGUCGUCGGGUGGAGCGUGAUGAUCUCGGAGCUCGUCCUCGUGACGGUGAUCUCCGUCGUCGUCGUCGCCGCCGCCUCGGGGGUGUGGGGCGGCGUCCCCCAGACGAUGGACGGCUCGUCGGGCGGCUGCGGGGUGUGCCGCGCGCGCGAGGAGGUACGGUUCGCGGGGUGGUGGGUGGUCCAAGACGAGGAGGAGGAGGAGCUGGGGGCCGCGGUCGAGUUGCCAAAUGUCGGGGAGGCGCCCGGGCCGGUGCUUGACGGUGCUGGGGUGCCUGUCACGGGUUCCGCGGAGGACGCUGCGGACGAUUGGUCGGCGGGGGUGGAGGACUCGGGGGCGCUAGAGGUUGGGGCCUCUACGCUGGUGCUUGGUUCCGCAGUCGAGAUGGGGUUGGGCUCGGUGGACCACCACCCUGUUGUGGUGUACGACAGGCUCGGCGUGUAUGGGCCCGUGCUGCCGAGGGUGCUGGGCCCGGGCCCGGAGGAGCUUGGGCCAGUGCCAUCGGUCGUGCUCGGGGAGGAUGAAGACGAAGGAAGGGGCUCCGUGGAACUCGGCUCAGACGAUAUGGGUUCUGCGCUGGAAGACUCGGGGCUGCCGGUUUCGGUCGCCGAACCAGUGGAGUCCGGAAUGGCGGACUCCGACACCGUUUCCGAGGGUCCCGAGGAGCCGAGACUGGUGGACGAGAGUGCCUCGGAGCUAAACCACGAACUUGGCGCCGAUCCCCACGAGGUUGGCUCAGCUCCGGCGGUUGAACUGGGCGCCGUGCCUUCGGAUGUGGUGUUCCCGUUUGCGGAUGUGCUGCUCUCCGGCGCGGUUGGCUUGGUCCUGGACCUUGUGGCACAUCUCUUCGACUUCAACGGGGUCGGAAGUGAAUCCGUGCUCUGUAGUCCUGGUGGGACAGUGGGUGCGGUGGUUCUCGUUGUCUCAGCCGCCCCUGAGCUGGAGGUUUCCGUAUCGGUGGAAGAUACAGGUUCCUCCGUCGAUGUGUCCGACCCUGCCCCUGUCGAGGUUGAUGGUUCCGAGAUUGGCUCAGCGCUGGAGGCUGCACUGGAGGCUGCGCUGGAGGCUGCACUGGAUGAGAUGGGCUCAGCGCUGGAGGUUGCCCAACCAGACGAGAUCGAUGACGAAGUGCUGUCUGGGCCAUUGCUGCUGGCGCUCGGGGCACCCGUCGCAUUCCCACUCGAUGUGGCAGACAAAGGAGCCGCAGUAAAGGUCUCAGAGAACCAGCUACUUUGCUGCUGCUCUGGGGACGAAGUAGGUGCGUCAGAGGCGGAGCUUGAUAUCUCCGCGAUACCGGUGCCUGGGGAGGAAGUCGUAGUGGUGCUUCCGGGAAGAGCCGAGCUAGAUGCCGUGAUAUCAAUCCCGGUGGUUCCAGAGCUCUCUACCGAGCUGGCGCUGGAAGAGGCAGGCUGGGGGGCAGACGUGGGCGUUUCUGACGCGGUCGUUGACCAGUACCCUGUUCCAUUGGUGCCGGUCGUGGAUGGCACCCCGGAUGGCUCGGACAAAGGCAAGGUGCUGGAAACGAAAGACAGAGUUGGUUCCGUCGAAGUAUCAGAUGGCAGAUCGAUAGUCCCGAGUGGCGAUGAAGAUAGGGGCGGUCUUUCGGAAUGUCCAGUGUAGAUUGUCACAGUGGAAAUCGUGGCCGGAGGAGAGAUGCAGUGUUCUCCGCAUGCUGUGACAGUGACGGUCUUUGUGUGACCAUGACUCUGGCGAGCGUUGAGGUUGUUGGGCAAAGCGAAAGUAAGGGCAGAGCUUUUGCUCAGAAGAGCCAAACGAGUGGUUCCGUACAUGUUCUCCGGGAGAUUGGAGGUCCUGAACGAGUGUAUGGUCCUCCGAGAGUCACGGAAACACACAAAAGUGCUUGAGGGUUGGGAAUGUGUGAGGCUACUGGGCUGGAAACUGGGCACAACUCCGUGUGGCCCUUAUUACUUAUACCCUUUCGCCU
This is a messenger RNA of Phialemonium atrogriseum, 2115 nucleotides long. RefSeq lists its product as uncharacterized. Lineage: Eukaryota; Fungi; Ascomycota; Sordariomycetes; Cephalothecales; Cephalothecaceae. The record is from RefSeq and is a predicted model, not a curated record. The coding region runs from base 192 to 1790 and encodes 532 amino acids. The transcript has 3 exons.